AUGGAGAUGGUACUUCACUCGAACAUACCCAUCUCUACCACGAGCGUUGUGGCUAUUGUGGUUUACAUAGCAGUUGCUGUAUGUGGAAUUUGGCGUUUUAUCGAGAUUAUACAAGAUUAUUUGCGUGGUUGUGAAUGUCGAAUCUGCAGAUGGGAAUUUAAAUUCGUGCGGUCACUGCAGGGUGGAGCCUAUGGCGGGAUACAUCUCGCAAGGUAUGUUGGUAAGCGCCAGGAUCUCAAUUUAGAAGUUAUACUAAAAGUGAUUCCCGUCGACGAUUUAUCUCACAUAUCGAUAACACAACAGGAAUGUCGCAAACUUCUCAGCCUUAACCACAAAUAUGUUAUGAAGUAUUAUGACGACUUCCUACACCGGCAAUGGGGACGGAAUAUAUUCGCGAGCCCGAAGAUAUAUUGUGUUAUAGUAACAGAGUAUUGUGAACGGGGGACCCUUACCGAUCUCAUUGAGCAGGAGUACGACACUUUUACGGAAGACUAUAUCCUUGACCUGUUCAAGAAAAUCACUAUGGCACUACGCUACGUCCACGAAAAGUCGGUAAUACACAGGGAUAUCAAAAGUCCAAACAUAAUGAUGAAAUCAAAUGGUGUGGUACGAUUGGGUGAUUUCGGACUAUCUGAUACCUACGUCACAAAGGUAUCGAAGAAAAGGAAGGAUUCCGUCAACUUGCUGGAAAUAGCAGCAUUGAUGGAGAAGUCACGAAAUAAAUCCAAGAAUCUAUACAGCAAUGAAUCUGGAGAAACAAUUCAAACGUACGACAUUCGGGAAACUCCGAAUAACAUAACGAAGUGUAAAAAGGUGAACAACGAAAAUGCGUUGAUUAAUAAGAAUGAAGACAUAAUCGCUGAACAAAAUGUAGUACUUCAGUCCAAGGCAAGACCAAAAAGGUACAACAAAACAGCUAAAAAGCUGACGGAUAAAACAUGGUCAUCGGGUACAUCAUCGACGGCAGAAGGAUGGGAUUCGCUUCAAACAGACACUGUAACGUAUAACAGUAGAGCUACAAGGCUCGAUUAUUUUGGUGAUGACGAUCGCCCCCAAGUUGGUACAAGGUGUUACGCUGCGCCGGAAGUUAUUUGCCGCUGCGAAUAUGGCAGAGCAAGUGACAUUUGGGCGUUGGGAUGCGUACUAAUGGAACUCUGUAGCGGUGUAUUCAUGUGGGAGUUGAGCUACAAUCUCGGCGAAUUCCCACAAAACGUAUCUAAACUGGUCGCACAACUGCCACCAAUGAUUUCACGUGGUACGAAAAAUCUAGUUACAAGGAUGCUAUCUACAGACCCCAAUCGUAGACCGUCAGCAGCUGAAAUUCUGAACUUACGUUUAAUGAAGAGAAAGCCGAAAAAUUGGGGUAGAAAAAAGGGCGGGAACAGUGCGUAA
Molecule: messenger RNA, 1392 nt
Organism: Babesia sp. Xinjiang
Lineage: Eukaryota; Apicomplexa; Aconoidasida; Piroplasmida; Babesiidae
Gene: nek8
Product: Serine/threonine-protein kinase Nek8
Exons: 1
Coding region: 1-1392 (463 amino acids)
Biological process (GO): protein phosphorylation
Molecular function (GO): ATP binding; protein kinase activity
Source: RefSeq, a predicted model, not a curated record